Histoplasma capsulatum G186AR is the source of this 1588-nucleotide messenger RNA. RefSeq lists its product as uncharacterized. Bases 101 to 862 code for a protein of 253 amino acids. The transcript has a single exon. NCBI's taxonomy places the organism in Eukaryota, Fungi, Ascomycota, Eurotiomycetes, Onygenales, Ajellomycetaceae. The record is from RefSeq and is a predicted model, not a curated record.
ACCAUAGUACAGAUUUCUACAUAAGGGUGUAUUCGCCUUUCCUACUCUCUAUCUCAGAACGGUUCUCUCUUUGAAUUGCGCUCUCCUAAAUAUCCUCAUAAUGUCAUCGGACAAUCCUCUCAUAGACAGCGCCCCUCUAGCAAAGGAGAAAGAAACCCUCAAGAGCUCUGCGGUUUCAAUUAGCUCUACCGAAACUGCGGAGACGCUGAUCAAUACCCCAGGCUCAUUCAUACCCGGUCGCUCUCUACUCAUUGACGCUCGUGGAAAGGCACUUCUGCGUCUACCCACCCCACCCUCACAACUCGAAAUCCACAUUCAUAACCCAGAUGGGUCGCUCGCAUACGUAUCCACACGCAAGAAACGCUUCUCGGGAAAUUCGACUCUCUCAUCGCCCGAGCGCGGCGAAAUAAUAUUCACCGAAUAUUUUUGCGGCCCCAGUAGGGAACCUAUCAUUCAUCUUCUAAAUGCGUCUGAGAAAUCUUCUCCGCAGAUGAAAGCCCAAGGGAAAUACACGUCCCGAACGACGAACUUCUCUGCACCGGAUGGGUCCGCCUUCGAAUGGAGGUAUGUAAAGGAACGUGGCCCAGAUGGGAAGAAGGAAAAAUUUGUUGUGCUGGAGAAGCUGGAAGUUGCCGGCCGCAGAAGAGUCGCACACCUGCUGCGGAAUAAACAGACAAUGCCACCUAAGACGUCAAGGUGUACAGCAGGGAACGGUGGAGAGCUUGUAUUUGAUCAACAUGCAUCCGAAAUGAUAGAUGAAGCGUUGAUUGUGGCUACUUGUCUGCUGAUGCUGAAGAAGGAGACUGAUCGCCAGAGGGCUUUGCAGGCAUUUGUGCUCUUCGCUGGUGUUGCUGGUUCAUAAGUUUCGCCUUCAUCCUCAUAGAUUGUUCUUUUGUUCUCCCUUCCUGCUCGAUUUUCUUAUUGAUUUCUUGCAUAUCCAAGCAUUUUGCCGCUAAGUUUAAGAUGCGAUCUGUUAAAUAGUUGGGGAUCAUAUCUGGGUGCAUCAAAACAUAAAUUGGUAAACUGUAUGGUGUCUUAUAGUAAAUAGGGUGCGAUCAUAUCCUGCUGCUUCCAACAUCCUCUGUUCAAACAAUUUCGCUUGCUUAAAUGAAACAAAUUCGACGACCUUAAAAAUCCAAAAUAGUUUGACACUCAAUGACACAUGGAACCUCCCAAAAAAUAUCGAUCUCUCCAUUCAAACUUGGGGGUAGUUUUAAGUCCAGUUUUUUCAGUGACACCCACAACCGGACUCUUCUGAAUCAGAAAAUGUCCAAGCCGAGAGAGGGAGCCAAUAUCUUCAAGCCCGUUCAUCACAUUCAAUCACAUCCGUAAUGCGUUUUCACAUAACGAUACAGACGAAGCAAUCGCAAUCUUCAUCACCACAACCGCAACUAAAGCAGGGUUUGGUGGUUCCCUUGACGGGCUUGGUAAUGGUCGAUGUAGCAGAGCUGGAGGAAGUGGGAAGAGUGUGGUUGACGAGUUGAGAGCCGGUGGUUGAGGCCAUUGUUUCAGGAUUUUUGUGUAGGGCGCGGGUUCUAUGUCGCGGUGUAGGUUUAAGGAUAGAAUUUUUGGCUGGAGUGCUUUCCUG